Molecule: messenger RNA, 11192 nt
Organism: Sphaerodactylus townsendi
Lineage: Eukaryota; Metazoa; Chordata; Lepidosauria; Squamata; Sphaerodactylidae
Gene: EIF4EBP2
Product: eukaryotic translation initiation factor 4E binding protein 2
Exons: 3
Coding region: 256-603 (115 amino acids)
Biological process (GO): negative regulation of translational initiation
Cellular component (GO): cytoplasm
Molecular function (GO): eukaryotic initiation factor 4E binding
Source: RefSeq, a predicted model, not a curated record
GUCCCCGCCUCUCCGCCCGGCCCCCUCGUUUCCUGCUGCUGGCGGAGGCCGAGGGAGAAGGUGGCGGUGGAGGCGGGGGACGGAGAGUAAAGUGCCCGGAGACCGAGAGGCGGCCCGCCGCUUGUCCCCGAAGGAAGCCCCGCGCCGCCGCCGCCGCCCCCUCCUCCCGCGCCCUCGCCUCCCCCUUUGCUUUCCUCCUCUGCAGCCACUUUCGCCUCCUUCCCUCCCGCCCCGGGACAAAAGAGCAGCAGGGCCAUGUCCUCCUCCGGCGGCCACCAGCACAGCAAGAGCCGCGCCAUCCCCACCAGGACGGUGCCCAUCAGCGACUCGUCGCAGCUACCUCAUGACUACUGCACCACGCCCGGCGGGACCCUCUUCUCCACCACGCCCGGAGGCACCCGAAUCAUCUAUGACCGCAAAUUUCUGUUAGACCGCCGCAACUCACCCAUGGCUCAGACCCCUCCUUGCCACCUUCCAAAUAUCCCAGGAGUUACCAGCCCUGGCACUAUGACUGAGGAUUCCAAAGUGGAAGUAAACAACCUGAACAAUCAUGAUGGGAAGCCUAUCAUAGGUGAUGAUGCUCAGUUUGAGAUGGACAUCUGAUCUUCCUUGAGGGUAACCAUGGAGAGACGCCAGCUCCUGACAACCUGCUCACACCUGAUUUGGCCAACAGGAUCAAUUACUGAAGGAUGGAAGAAGCAGAAGCUGUUUCCACCAGACUCCCCACUUCAGCCUUUGAAGUGCCAAAGGAUAAGAGGACUGUUUCCCUCCUCUCCCCGAGUCCCUUAGCCAUGCCAUGAUACCCCUGACCCACUUUACCGCCAUCCCCCCCCUUUUUUUUUAAGUCUCUCCUCCCUGGUCUGUGACUGAAGCCCAUGAUACAUUUAUAUAGAGCUAAGGAAUUAAUCUUGGCUUCUCGCACUUUAGAGACAACCUACCAAAUCAUGCACAUGCGAGAACAUAGUUCCAUCAAUAAUUGGAUAUUUAUUGCGAGCCACAAAAAAAGGGCUGUGAUCCAUGUUUGAAGGGGCAUGGUACUGCCGUUGUCCCCUCCUUCCUCCUGUCAAUCAUAGUUCAGAAGGCAGUUGUUGAUUCCUUUACUGCUGUGUGGAAAGCACCUGCUUGGGGGUCUGAUCCUCGUUCCUUCUGUUCAGUCGGCAUCUAUUUGCAAAUGGGAACAUGGCGAAGUUCUUCUUUUGCCCUUCUGUGUAAUCAGUUCCUGUCGCGUUCCUUAACCUAGAAAGAGCCAUCACUGCAUUUUUGCUGCUUGCCAUUUCAUCCCAAGGAGUGCCUCCUAGAAUAUCCUGAUUGCAGUUGAUUAUGUCACCAUUUUCAAGCUUGACUCCAUCAGUGUUAAAGAGGAACCAUGUUUUGUUUGGAUAUAAUUAAGGGGUGUCAUGCUUGACAGUCCUCUAUACCUGUCUUUAAUUUUUGCUGCUGUUAUGUUCGCUGAAUUCCUUGCGAGUCUACUAUUGUGCCAAAAGAAUGAAUUAAAGUAACCUGGCUAUGCUUGAUUAGGAGGGGCUUGGCAAACAUCUGAUGCUUUUGUGAGAGAUUCCGGUUUAGGCUUAGGGCAUCCUAUGAAUCAGGAUGUGCGUAGCUGAUUUCAUGACGUGUGAUGACAAAUAAAGUAGUGGAAACAAUUCUGUAUUUUACUGCAGUCUCCUCUGGAGCAAAACCAUGCCUCUGCUAUCUGGUCUGCAUGUGGUUCCUGAAUUCGCACAUUACGAAAUCAGCUAAGGGAGCCAGCUGAACUUUAGUCUGUUGAGAGCCAGUUGCGGCAUACAGGAAAGUGCCCUUAGUCACCAACUUUUAGAGUUUUUACCCAUUUCUCUCCCUCCGCCCAUCCCAGUUCAUGUACUGGCUAUUUCACAGGGAUGAGUUUUCCUCCCAUUAACUGCUGCUUGCACGGGGCGGUCCGGAUCGUUGCAGAGAGACACAACCCUUGUGAAGGGAGUGCUUAGCCAGCCCAGUUAUCUUGCAGCAAUGGCAAUUGCUUUGGGGAAAAAGUGGGCCCUUUGCUUUCAACAAGGGGGUGAGUUCAGGCAUCAGUUGCAAUACCCCCUGGGAAGCUAAACUGUCUGAAACUGUUCCUUGGGGUGGUAAUGUUUGCUGUCUAUAAUUGGUUAGGUAAUCGAUUUAAGAACCUGUGGAUCGAUUAAUGCGCAUCUGAUAAAAUAGGCAACAAUUUUGAUGGGGGUGGGGGUAGCUGUUAUUUAAACCCUGGUGACCUCUUGGAAUAGGGAUCACCACCCUUCCCUUCGUUCUGACACAAGGAAUGUGUAUUCCCCCUACAAUUUUUAAAAAAAUACUCUCAAUUCAUUGAUUGGAGCUAUAUCAAACUGCUGUAAUUUCUUCCAUUAAGUUCAGUCUUGUUUUCUCCGAGUUACCAAGUAGCUGGUUCUUGUCUCGUAUUACCUCAUGAAGCUUCCCAACAAGGGGUCUGAUUCAUGGGCUACUCGUAAAGCAUGUUAGUCGCUUUCCUGUGACUGAAUCUCACCCCUCUUGGGUCACGGUUGAAAAAUGGGAUAACAUGGGGCAGGUAGAUAAUGUGGGAAACUCCCCCCCCCCCUUGCAGGGUUAGAGGGAAGUGUGGCAGUUAAACUGAUGGUGGUGUUUAAAAGUGACUAGACUGGCUUGAGACCCAGCCCUGGGAAAUGACCCCCACGCUUCCCUUGUCACUUGGGAAUUGGUCUCGGAAACUAGCUUAGAGGGUGGAAACUCUGCUCCGUUCAUUAACUUACCUUCUGCCUCUUCCUUUUGGGGCAGAAUUCUCAUGAUCAUUGCCAAUUUGUUUUUGUGAUUAUUUUUUAAAGGGAGGGCCACUAUUCCGGUAAAAUCAUUUUGCUUUCUCUGUUCUUUUGUGGUAGUUCAUAGGGUUCAUAGGGACAGAGGAGUAAACUACAGGAAUGUUUUGUUCAAGGUUGUUGGGUUUUUUGUUUUUUUUUUGCCUACACUAAAAUGUGAACAAUACAAGAGCAAAACUGCUUUGUAACUGUUGAUCUCUCAGGAAUAAGCUCUGUUUGCAGUGUUUCCGGGAAAAGCGGCAUCACUUCUGAAGUUGUGGUCAAAAAGCAGUCGUAAGCUGUGACUAGUGGGGAGGGGACACUCUUUGUAGGGCACAGUCUGUGCUACCUGGUUUGGGUCGAGGUAGUUCUGAAACGUCGUGUAAGUUCAGCCUGCAGUCAUAACCAGUUGUUCUUCUAAUCUUGCCUUCUUCAUAAGCACCAGCAGUUGUUUCUGGAACCUACUGUCUAAUUUGUUGACGCGGCAGAACGGAUACCAGGGUAUUGUGUGGUUUCUGGGCUGUAUGGCCAUGUUCUAGUAGCAUUUUCUCCUAAUGUUUCGCCUGCAUCCUCUGAAGGUGCCAGCCAGAUGCAGAUGAAACAUCUGGAGAAAAUGCUACUAGAACAUGGCCAUACAGCCCGGAAACCACACAACACCCCAGUGAUUCCGGCCGUGAAAACCUUCGACAAUACAUAGAACAGAUACCGCUUUGCUCCGCAGUGCUGAGAGCCGUGGAAUGUAUCUUUGUCCGUGAACUAAACCAAUUUUGAUAAGGAGGACGACAGGGCUUCAGGUGUUCCUAGCAGCCCCUUUUCCCAUCAUUGUAGAAGCACUUUUAUAAGUUUUGGAUUAGAGGGGCAACUUCAGACUUAUUUGUCCUUCCCUCUCCCAACAUCCCAAGAUCUUGUCUGUUAGAAGAGAUAUUGGCAGCUGCUGCUUGUACAGGCUUCAUGUUGCUUCUCUAGGCUGUCCUACUAACACGACGGGGGGUAAUCUAAUAGUGCUAACUUGGGACUUGGUGGAAUUCUUUUUCUUGCUCUGCUGCCAGUUUCCUAAGCAAGUCACUUACUGUGCCUCAGUUCUCCAGUCUGUAAAAAUGGGGGACAAAGAAUCCUACCUCACAGGGUUGUUGUGAGGAUAAUCUUUUUUUGUUUUGUUUGUAAAGGUACUCUUGAUUAAAAUAGGAACGAGUGCCAUAAAGAAGCUAAUAAAUCUUUUGUUUUCUUUAUAAAAUUGCAGGGUGGUUCAGUCACGGCCACAAAGGUAUCAUCUUCUGUAUAGCAAAGAAUUUUUCAUAGGAGUGGUAUUUUUAAUUGAGCAAAGAAUAAAGGGUCAGAAGUAGGAGCACUGCUUACUGACUCGUUCCUGCUUGAAGCUGAAUGUUGGGGAAACGUCCUUCGUCCCCAGGGCAAAUAGCAAUACAGGCUGCUAUGCAUUUCGCCACCGCCCCCUUUUCUUUCUCCCUGUGUGUUUGCUUGCACAAGGAAGUGAAUAGCUGUGGGGCAGAAAGGAUGAGCUCUGCCAACACCUAUUGCUGUUCAUGCCGAUAAGCUGGUGGUUCAGAAGACCAUUUGCCAAACUAGACUCUAAGUAAGGCUUGUGACCAUCACGGGGACUUGUGUUCCAGUUGCAUCUGUACAUUCUCUGUGGGAAUGGACUUCUGCAGUGCUGCUGCAAGGGCCCAACUUAGAUUGAGACUGUGGUGUGGGAAAGGAGGGGCUUCAGUCCCCGUGCUGUUUUCCUAACCUCAAAUGGUCUGGGAGUGGUUCUUGCCUCAUCAGGGGUGGGGGCACAUGAGUAGUAUCAGGCAGCUACACAUUAAAUCCAAUGUCUAGUUUGGCUCCCUGCUUCAUGGAGAAGAAAGUGAUUGAGCAGUGGGUAGAGCAGUGGGCUCUUUAGAUUGGAGCUAAGGGUGGGCAGGGGAGACCAGUUUGAGCCACCUGGGUUGCCAGGUUCUUGUCCCUGUCAUAGCAGUGUGGGAAAACAAGGCCAACAAUACCAGCUUUACAUACAUGACAAUUUCUAGUUCCACUUGUCUUGUUCCCCACUUGCAGUCAGUGCCUGCAGUGCCCUGCAGUGAUGACAUAGAAAAAAAUUCCGUGUGCAAUCUUUUUGACGAAUCCUUGCCUGGAGAGCCACAUUUCUGUUCUUCCAAGUCUUACACACUUGUUCGUUCGGCAUCACCAGCCGUUGGGAGGCAGAGGAGAACGCAAAGACGGUUUCCACCAACUCAUCAGCCGUGAUUUGAACAGUCAAAGUGCGGAAUCGCAUGGCUUGCAGUUGUAAGACGUCAGUACCUACUUAAGAGCAAAGAUUCUAAAAACAUGUCCUUUCCUCUUAUACCCCUGAUUAAUAAGAAAUAUGCUAAUAUAUGUUUUACCAUUUAUUUACUGUUUGUGGUUGGGUGGGGCAAUGGAAGCAGUUUGGACUCUGGAUGGCGUCUUCUGUCAUUCUCAGGCUUCAUGCAAUGCUGCAGAAGCUACAGCGUGACAAUUUAAUAGCAUUUGAAUAAAGACGAUUGAAUCACGUUCAGCCAGGGGCUGUGGCUCAGUAGUAGAGCAUCUGCUUUGAAUGCGCGUCUCAGGUUCAGUCCCUGGCAUUUCUAGUUAAAUGGGUCAGGCAACAGGUGAAUUGAGUGACCUCUGCCUGAACUGCUGUUCCGUAGGCGACACCAGUCUUGAUGGACCAGCUGUCAGGCUCAGUACGCAGCAGCCGCUCCAUGCGAUCAAAAAGGGAAGGGUGGGUUUUGCCCGCUGACAUAACUGCAACAUUUAAUCACCUUCUUAAAAUCUGUUGUUGUGGCCCAACAUUUGAAGCGGCUUUCCUAGGCUCUGAAAGCUUCUUGAAUGUGUCGGGGUCAAAUUUUGCUCAGCUAUUGUUGCAGCAGUUAUGUGACACUUCAGGUUCUUGUUUUGGUGGAGUGGAGGGAGAAUGGGACUUCUUCCAACUGCACCAAAGCUAGGGAAUUGUUACCUUCCAAAUCCUGUAGAAACAUAUUUUGAAAAUCCACGUUCUUUAUCUCUUAACAAAAGAUCACUGCUUUCAGAAAUAACAGACUAGCAUGCUUAUGACUCGGUAUGUAAAUAAUCACUCACCUAUGGUGUGAGAGAAUUGUCUUCAGGUAAUCAGAGAGGACAAUACAGAGAGGAAAGGUUUGCAACAAUUAGAUCUGUUCUGUUUUGGGUGUGGAAAAGGAUGAACGGGCAGGGUAGUAAAAAUUAUUGGGAGACUACUAAUUUUCUGAGUGCUUGUUGUCAGAUUGGAUUAGAAUUAAAGAAUUAUAAAAAUUAUAAAAGUAGAGUGAUCAAAUAACACCCACCCCUCCAGCCCUGCAUGUAAUGCUUCUUUUUGAAAUAAAUUCAUCCAGCAAACUAUACAGGCCACAGGGAUCGCACCUUUUUAGUGGUGCCUGAUUGAAAAUCAUGUUGAAUUCUUUUUUGUUACUUAAAGAAAAUUAUCCCUUGUGCCAAGCAGCGAGCUUUAUCAGUGCAGCCAGCCAAAAAACAAACAUAGCAGCUGUCGCUUCCCUCUGUUCCUUCCUUUCCCCAGCACUGUUAUUAAUUGUGGGUAUUAAAUUACAGAGGUUUUUAAUUUUUAAACAUUGACCAGUUUAAACAAAUACAAGGAAAGUUGAUUUGGGGUCUCCGUGCGUAAGGACACGACUGCUCUGAUAAAGUGUUCCGUGUUUGUCUAGUUUAAUCAGCUCCUUCCUUAAACAUUGGCUCACUCUAGUUAUUAUUUGGGCCGGGGGUAGGUGCAGAUGAACCCAAAACAAUGAACCCUACUUGCCUUGAAAAAAAAAAAUUCACCUGCAAAUUCAGUCCCUUUUGCCCUGCUAGUCCUUGCUACCUUGUUUCUUUAGUCUUGUUGCUUCAUGCAAUUCAGGUUGUCUUGAAAAGCUUUUACAAGGUAAAGUUGUUUUUGAGAAUGAAAAAAAAUUACUGGGGAGUCACACAACCAUGGUACUGCUUGUUCAUUUGUAGAUGUAGCUCCUCUAGGUAUUGUCCUUCGCGAAUGAGCAAGGUCUCGAAAACUUAUAGCCAAGUCCUAUGUGUGGUUUCUUGCAACUGAGUCCCACUGAGUUCAGUGGAUUUCCCUUCUAGGAAGGGCACAUCGGAUUGAAGCAUAAACGUUUCAUUCCCUGCUCUUGCUUGGCUUUGUGAUUUGAGUUUUGCACUUUAACAAAAGCAUAAUUUCACCACCACUCCUUUGAAAUUCUUGAAAUUGGAUGUUUGGAAGUAGUAAGGUUCGGUGACUGAAGCUAGUGCGUAAGAACCUUCAUCUUUUCAGAGACAUGGGCUGAUGGAACGGAUUGCCAUGUAUUGGAAGUUGCACUUUUUGUUUUGUUUAUAGUGCAGUUUUAUUCUCUAGGAGAUGCAUUCAGGAGUGAUACUAAAUCUGCAGCAGCUGCUUAAAAUGAUUGCUGCUGGUUUUUGCUAGUUCUUGCGCUGUAACGGCUUUACUUGAAUUUCUGCCUGGGGCUGAUUGAAUGGAAAAGGUCUCCUGAAACUAACAUGCUAACAUAAACUAUCCCUGCAACCCCAGAACAGUUGCGCUGUUAUUAGUGGGGAUAGUCUUUUACUGUGUCUUUCUCAGAAUAAGAGGCCUGCAAAAUGUUCAAAUGAUUGGUUUCUGAAUUGUCUUGCACUGUGUAUGUGUGCUUUUUAAAAGUGGUUUUUAAUGGCUAACACAGACUUCUGCUUCAGGUUAGAUUCAAUCAUUAAUGGAUUAGAAGGACUGAGAUUUUCCAGUGUAUAAAUUUAUGCAAGUUUAAUCAGUUGACUAAACGAUACUAUUGUCAGUCCAAUAAUCCCUUAAUUAUGUGAUAGCCCUACAAAUUAAUUUUUUUUACAUCUUUGUCGGGCAAUUCUUUAGAAUCACAGCCCUAUGCAUGUUAGUGUACAAAUUAGACCCAUUGAAGACAGUGGGAUUUAUUCCAAACAGGGAAGUACGGCAGGGAUGGUCUGCUUAUGUAUUCUUGGCUAAUUUCAUUUUCUAGACAGUAAUCUGAGGGCAAGACACAGUUGGUUCAAUUUAUCACCUUGUGGAUGAUUGGGCUCUGCCAUAAUGUGGGCGCCAUCUUGUAGUAAGGGCUUCACAUUUGUAGAUCAGGUUCAGCUCUACCAUAACAUACAAGAUCCAGCUAUAUUUGAAGCUUAAACUGUGUGUGUGCAAUGCAACUUUAAAACAUUUCCCCCUUUUUCUCACUAGUGAAAUUCUGAGCAAACUUUCACCUCACUUGAUUCAAGUUUGGGAGGCUGGCAAGGUACUAGGUUGGAUCAGGCUUGGUCUGAAGGCUACCACGAGCUUCUGCUAGAUAGAAGGAAGGCUGCCUUUCUCGUUGUGUUGGGUGACAACUACAUAUAGUGAGCUUUCAUUUGCACCUUUUGUCUCAUGUGAAUUCAACUGGCUGUUUGUGUACAGGAAUUGGGGGAACAUUCUGGAAAGAAAAGGCACAGUGAUGCCAUGAGCAAUUGGUUUGAUUCUCUUUCAGUGUGUUGCUCAGAAGUUCUCGGAUGCAUUAGUUCUGGUCUUGCCUUCGUGAUGUGGAGACUUGUCCACGUGUUCUCAAGCUGCAAAUGUAAAAAGUUCUGUGAAUGUUGGUGAAAUGCCUACUGUUCUGGGCUGUCUGAAUGGCCACCAAACUAGCUGAAUCUCUGACUUUAUUGCCACUGAAAUAAAUUUGUACCAGGAAACUGAGGCUUCUUCACUAUGCCUCAUCUUUCGAUCUUCUUUCCCCAUCUUCAGGGGGAAAUGGAGUGUAGCUGUUGCCAGCAAACAGAUGUUUGUGAGGAGUGCAGAUUUAUUGAAAUGCUCACCUGCUCCUUCCCUCUUGCGAGUGGAGCAGCAUUCCUGAUUUCUGGUUAAAUCAGAUAAAACCAUGGUCUUGUUUAUCCAGACACCCACAUUUGGAAGUCAGGACAAAUUGGAGCUAGAUUGAAGACCUCCAAAAUGAGGUCAUCAACAGCAUUCUGCUUGCCUGUUACAAACAAACCUCUGUUUGAUGUCUUGAAUAAGCCCAUGCUUAUUUCUACAUUUUGAGAUUUUUGCAUUUCGAGAUUGCAGGUGCAAAUUAAUUUUGCUUAGGGGAUUCCUUGUAGCGAACAUUUCAGGUCCUGAAUUUUCAAGAAGCACAAUGGCUGGAUCUUGACUUAAACGGUGGCAUUUGAAUUUACUGUUUAGAAAAACUGUAAAAUUCAAGAGAAUUUAUUUCAUGCUCUUUUUCUUUAUGCACCUCUUGUUGGUAACGUCCAACUAGCUCUUGAAAACGGGAAUUUGGAUAUAUCUAGCAUAAAAUGGUUGGAAAAGUAGGCCACUAUCCCCCCCCUCCACACCCCAUGGGAUAGCAACGAUCUAAAAUAGGAACAGUACUGGGAGUGUUUGUACUGGGAGUUUUAUCUUUCCUGAUAUCUAAUUCUUUCAUCAGACUCAUGCAUAACACAUUGCAUCUCAUUCUGGCGCAUAAAUCCACAUGAAUAGCAGUUAAGGAUAUAGAAUAAGUAAUAUUUAAAUGCUUUGAGUUACAAACUUACUACUUGUGAUUAUUUCAGUUUGUGUUAGUAGCAUCACCAGUCUAAUUAAUAAUGAUGGUUGUGUUUUUGUGGCCUUGAAAUACGGCCAGUGUUAUGCUGGACACCCAAGAUCUUUCCCUUUGGAGGGGAGAGAAGCCACACCCAGCCAAAUCAAUGGUGAAACAUCACAUUCUGUCACCAAAGAGAACUUGCCCAAAGCAUCGGUGGUUGUACCACCAAUGAAAGUGAUUUCAGGCCCAAAGAAAAAACAGUUUUCUCUCUAUUGAUGGCUGAGUUGCCAUUUGCUUGUGAGUGUGUCCCCCCCCCCCAUUAUAAAUUUAUCAAUAGUCCUAUCUUUUGACCAUGAAGUGAUAUUGACUUUCUUAUCAGAUCCAAGUUGGGAGAGAUCUUGCGUUAGACCUCUUCUUACCAUGAAUCUCUCCAGGAAAUCUUUACAAGUAAUAUUUGAUAUCAACAACUGCGGGUUUCCUGCCUGCAGCUGCCACUUUUCUGCAGCUCCUGAAGCGUCCUCACUGUAGUCAUACUGUCCUUAAUAUUUCAAUAAACGGUCACUUUCACAUUUUCAGUACUUCUUAGGUUUCAGGGCCGUGUGUAACACAUUCUGGAUUUGUUUUGUCGUCAGGAUCUUUUGGCAUCAAAGAUGCAGAGAUUCUUACUCCCUUUACCUCUUUCUAAAUGUAAUUGGCUAAGAUUGAUGCAACCGUGAAUCUUUUAACUAUUCUCUCUCCCCGUGAGCCAGGAGAACAGACGCUUUGGUGUUUUUAUAAUCUGCUUAGUGGUAAGGGAAGAAAUCCUGAUAGAUUUCUUUUUAAAGGGGGACCCUCCUUUAAACUAAGCUUAUGCUCCUGUUUAACAGUGGUUGAGGUUUCGUUCUGUGCCGACCUUAAGGUAUGGUACUGUGGUCCGUAAAACUUGCAGUCCUGGAAAAGGAAUCCUCCAUAUGCAAAUUCUGCCUGGCGAUAAGCUUCUUGCCAUUUGACUCAACUUUAUGCUGCACAGAGUGUGUGGUGGGUUGAAAGAUUCACUUUGAAUAGUCACCUGGCGAAACCAGAUGAUUGUGGGAAAUGAGAGACCUCUCGUGUGGAAAGGAUGAGUGCAAAAAACAAAUGUGUAUAUGUAUGUGGGUGGAUGUUUAUGCACACACAAAUAUAUAUAAAUAUAUAUUUUAGAGGGAAAAAAAUAAAGAGCUAUUGAUUCUUCUAAUGCGGGGAGAAAUAAACUUAACGCAGAUGACAUAGACUAUCCAGUUUAGUAGGCGAUCACAUUUCACAAAAACCCCAGCUUUAGCACAUCCAAGGGUGGCGCAUCUGAAAUGGAAUAGCGAGAGGCGUGCAAAGCGGGGACAAAAUGUAGGCGUGGGUGUGAAUCAGGCAAGACGUGGGGGCAUGGAUCAGCACCUUGGUCCUGGUGGACAUCGAGAACAGGACUUGGGUGCCUCUCGUCUGCCCCGCCCCCGCCCCCCCUCUUAUGUCUGUCUGCGUCACCGCGAGGUAGUGAUCCAGUGCCUUUCUUUGUUUCGGACUGGAGAAGAACUAUUUGUGACUUUGUAUGGCAGUUUCCUCCGGAGUCAAAAUGUAAAGGCUGCUGCCGGUAAAAUGACUGAAUGUUCUCGACUUAUUUAAAAAUUGAUUACGACUGUCCCCUUCCCAUUUACUGGUCCCUCACUUCCUUCCUCACCCUCCAGAUUUUUCUUUGUUUAAAUGUAAUCCUGUUUUUUUAAAAAACAAACAAACAAAAACGACAGAGGUUGUCUGAACAAAUCUUGGGCUCCUUCUGUGCCAUUCUGGUUUUUAACUGAAACAGGUGUUGGGAAAACACUCUCACCAAUGGUUGCUGUUACAGUGAGAUCAAUAAAGAUCUUGAUUAUAUCAA